AUGGAGGCUUUGUAUUGUCUCCUUGACAAACUCGAUCACAAACCAGAAAACAUGAAGUUGAUCGAACAGGCAAUGGACCAGGCAGCUGAGUACGGCCAUUUGGAUGUGUUGAAGUACCUGCAUGAACAACUUGGAGAUUUGGCGAUUGCGACGAGUGAUGCCAUGGACAAUGCCGCGGCAAAUGGACAUUUGGAGGUGGUCCAAUGGCUGCACUCCAACAGGAGUGAGGGCUGCAGCCACCAAGCCAUGGACUACGCUGCGAUGAAUGGCAAGUUGGAUGUGGUUCGCUUCCUGCACGAGAGCCGCACAGAGAGCGAGUCGCCCAAGGCUAUGAAUCGCGCUGCCAAGGGAGGACACCUGGAAGUUGUUCGCUUCCUACAUGAGCAUCGAACAGCGGGCUGCACUACCUCCGCAAUGAAUGGGGCAGCGAGGAAGGGCCACCUGGACGUGGUACGAUUCCUUCACUUCAAUCGCACUGAGGGCUGCACUGUCAAGGCAAUGAACAGUGCCGCAGCCCAUGGACACUUGGACGUCGUAGUGUUCCUUCAUCAUCACCGAGGUGAAGGAUGUGCGCCAUCUGCCAUGGACUAUGCAGCGCUGUCUGGUCACUACGAAGUACUUCGCUUCCUUCACCUCAUGCGCAGAGAAGGAUGUACCUCUAACGCCAUGUACUGGGCCAUCCACUACAAUCGCGAUCAAAUAGUAUCAUUCCUCAGUGCAAAUCGCAGCGAGCAUAUCGGAGUUUCCUACAUGACAUCUAUUGUAUCUGGAAUGAUUCCACAAAACAUUUGGACGUGA
Acytostelium subglobosum LB1 is the source of this 798-nucleotide messenger RNA. RefSeq lists its product as hypothetical. Bases 1 to 798 code for a protein of 265 amino acids. The transcript has a single exon. Gene Ontology annotation, molecular function: protein binding. Lineage: Eukaryota; Evosea; Eumycetozoa; Acytosteliales; Acytosteliaceae. The record is from RefSeq and is a predicted model, not a curated record.